Messenger RNA from Drosophila eugracilis, 2632 nucleotides. It is a transcript of the gene Alg12, whose product is annotated as probable Dol-P-Man:Man(7)GlcNAc(2)-PP-Dol alpha-1,6-mannosyltransferase. Lineage: Eukaryota; Metazoa; Arthropoda; Insecta; Diptera; Drosophilidae. The transcript has 6 exons. The record is from RefSeq and is a predicted model, not a curated record. Gene Ontology annotation, cellular component: endoplasmic reticulum membrane. Gene Ontology annotation, biological process: protein N-linked glycosylation. Gene Ontology annotation, molecular function: alpha-1,6-mannosyltransferase activity. The coding region runs from base 383 to 2428 and encodes 681 amino acids.
UGUUUUUCUUGCUCUUGCUUUUGUUGUGGUGGCUUUUCUGACUCCGACGUGGAACGAUCUAUUUAUAUAUUUAUUUUGGUUUAUUUUGGAACCACAUAUUCAGUUCUGUUCGGCAUAGGAUAUAUAUAUGCUUAAACAUUGGCACUUUCUGUGAGACUGUAAAACAUUUGCUCAAGGAAAGGUUGAUAAAUAUCAACGUUGUGCAACGCCGGCCGGGAUUAAAAUUGUCGUUGGAUUGCAUUGGCUAAACAAAAGAUAUAGAUUUUUCAACGAAUAAUAAUAUAUGGAAAUCGGUGUCAAAACAAAUAUGGCCAUUAUGUAACGCUUUGAUUCAUGCUCCAGUAUAUAUAGAACACCGGUAACACCUAAAGGUCGGAUCACGAUGGACGUCCUGGUGUUUCUGACGGCGGCGGCCCAUCUGGUUUACACGCCCUUUACGAAAGUGGAGGAGAGUUUCAAUCUGCAGGCCAUGCACGAUAUUUUGUAUCUGCGGAACAACUUUACGCAGUACGACCAUCAUGACUAUCCAGGAGUGGUACCCCGCACCUUCAUCGGCCCUCUAGUGGUUUCAAUGAUCUCAGCCCCGUUCGUUCUUCUCUUUGAGACUCUGAACAUCAACAAGUUCUGGGCCCAAUAUGUAGUGCGUCUUGUCCUGGCUGGAGCCAUCUCCGUAGGGUGGAAUAAUCUGCGACAGGCAGUGACCAAGAUCUACGGCGUUGAGGUGCGCCUAUGGUUCACAGCAAUCACCAUUUCGCAGUUCCACUUCAUGUUCUAUAUGACGCGGCCUCUUCCUAACAUUUUUGCCCUGCCCUUGGUGCUCUUUGCUAUCGCCUACUGGUUGCGCGACCAGCACAGGCCUUUCGUCAUUUGCUCUGGCAUAUCUAUCCUUGUAUUUCGCUUCGAGUUGGCUUUAUUUUUGGGACUUUUGCUGAUGGUAAGCCUCCUGCAGCGCAAAUUCUCCAUUGACGGUCUGCUCAAGAUUGCUCUACCAGCGGGUAUUUGCAUACUGGCAGCCACAGUUCUGGUGGACUCGUUCUUCUGGCGCCGCCUGCUUUGGCCCGAAGGCGAGGUGCUGUGGUACAACACUAUACUCAACAAGAGCUCCAACUGGGGCACAUCGCCCUUUCUCUGGUACUUCUACUCUGCAUUGCCGCGUGCUAUGGGUGCAUCGCUGCUAUUUUUACCCAUAGGCAUGAUUUUGGAGCCACGAAUUCGUCCAUUGGCCUUCUCCGCUUUACUCUUUGUCUUGCUGUACUCCAUUUUGCCCCACAAGGAACUGCGUUUCAUUAUUUACGUGUUUCCAGUUCUGAACAUUGCAGCGGCUUGCGCCUGCCAACGCAUUUGGAUAAACAGCGCCAAAUCAACGUGGCAUAGUCUCCUAGCACUAGCCUGCGGAGCUCAUCUUCUGUUAAAUGUGCUAAUGACGAUCUUUUUGCUUGUCAUUUCGGGCACAAACUAUCCAGGCGGAGCAGCUCUUUCUCGCUUGCAUCGCUUGGAGGCUGGAUCACCAAAUGUUUCCGUGCACAUUUCCAACUUGGCCGCUCAGAGUGGUGUAUCUCGUUUCAUGGAAAUACACGAUGAUUGGACCUACAGCAAGGACGAGUCAAUGAAUUACACUCAAGCGGAUCUAAAGGGGUACACCCAUCUCUUGGUGGAGGCGAAAAACAAGCAAAACACGGAACUGUGGGCAUCGCUCCAGAAUGAGUAUGACACUGUAGAGUUCGUAGACUGUUUCAACAGCAUCGGCAUUCAAUAUAACUCACUAUUGCCGGUGCGAAUUAAAACGAAGCCUUGCAUUGGAAUACUUAAAAAGAAACCAGCGCCACCAAAGGAGAAAAAAAAAACGAAGGAGAAAAAGAUAAAAACUAAGGUGCCCACGGUUGAGGAAGUUACUCCCUCGCCACCUGUUAAAGAUAUUCCAAAGGUCCGCGAAGAGGCAAAGAUUAAACCCACUCUACAAGUGGAUUUGGAAGAUGACGAUGGCAUUGUGGCAACUGUAGAGGAAAUGUCCUUAGAACAGGAAACGAACAUCGAACCGGAAGCUGAAGCUGAGGCAGAAGCAAUCGAAACGCCUGCUAAAGAGAUAAACUUCCAGGAGCUGCGAACCCUUGCAUUAGGACAAGCGACAAAAAAAUCGAGAGCAGCCACCAAGUUGAAAAUACGAAAGAUUAUCGAGCAGCACUACCUAGCCAAGGGCAAACAAAUCGAAAACGACUCCACGGAGCAGACUCAAAAAACCCCAGGACGCCCGGGAUUGCGGCAAUCUGUUAAAUCAAUUAUAAAGCAGGAGAGGAUCAAGGAAAUGAUCGAGCAGAUCGCUACGAUGGACCUGACACGCAUCUGCGAUUUGGAAAAGACAUCGACAAAGGACUGUUUGAAACAGGUCAUUGACAAAAUAGAUGACAGUGAGGUCGUGAAAACCAAAUGACAAAACUUACCCUAUUUUCAAAUGUUUAUAAGUUUAAUGAUGUGUUUGUAAAAAAAACUAAUAAAAAGAAAAAUAAUUUUUAUAAAUUAACAUGUAAUCUGAUAUUCAAAAAAGUAAAUAUUUGAUAAAAUAUUUAUUUUUUUUGUAUAUGAAUGACAGACAGACUUAUUAAAGAUGAACCAACGUUCGAACUUUUAUAGAAAA